GGUCGUGAAGGUAGGAGUUCUUUCUCUCCAGCUGCCGGCAGUCAGAGCAUGCCCCCCAGAACCAGAGGCUAUCCGGCCGGGCUGGGUUAGAGAAGACGCGGCCCCCCGGCACUUGGGCCCCGGGCGUCCCGGCCCGCUCCUCCGUCGCUGGAGAACCGCCGGGCUGAGCAACUGGGAGAAGCAGGCCAGAGCUUUCUAGGGCCUCGGGCCCGGGGACCGGUGGAGGAUGAGCUGGCUCUUUCCCCUGACCAAGAGCGCCGCCGCCUCUUCCGCAGCUGGGUCCCCCGGUGGCCUCACCAGCCUCCAGCAGCAGAAGCAGCGGCUGAUCGAGUCCCUCCGGAACUCACACUCCAGUAUAGCGGAAAUACAGAAAGAUGUGGAAUACAGGUUGCCAUUCACCAUAAACAACCUGACCAUUAACAUUAAUAUAUUGCUCCCUCCACAAUUUCCUCAGGAAAAACCAGUGAUCAGUGUUUAUCCACCAAUACGACAUCACUUAAUGGAUAAACAGGGAGUAUAUGUUACCUCUCCAUUAGUAAACAAUUUUACAAUGCACUCAGAUCUUGGAAAAAUUAUUCAGAGUCUGUUGGAUGAGUUUUGGAAGAAUCCUCCAGUUUUAGCUCCUACUUCAACAGCGUUCCCAUACCUAUACAGUAACCCAGGUGGAAUGCCUCCUUAUGCUUCUCAGGGUUUUCCGUUUCUUUCUCCAUAUACCCCACAAGAAGCUAACCGGACUAUCACUUCUUUAUCUGUUGCUGACGCUGUUUCUUCUUCAACAACAAGUUAUACAACAGCCAAACCUGCUGCUCCUUCAUUUGGCAUCCUUUCAAAUCUGCCGUUACCCGUUCCCACAACAGACAUUUCGGCACCGAUAAGCCAAAAUGGUUUUGGUUACAAGAUGCCAGAUGUCCCUGAUGUAUUUCCAGAACUCUCAGAGCUAAGUGUGUCACAACUUACAGACAUGAAUGAACAAGAGGAGAUAUUACUAGAACAAUUUCUGGCUUUGCCUCAACUGAAACAAAUUAUUACUGACAAGGAUGACUUAGUAAAAAGUAUUGAGGAGCUAGCAAGAAAAAAUCUCCUUUUGGAGCCCAGCUUGGAAGCCAAAAGGCAAACUGUUUUAGAUAAGUAUGAAUUACUUACACAAAUGAAAUCCACUUUCGAAAAGAAGAUGCAAAGGCAGCAUGAACUUAGUGAGAGCUGUAGUGCGAGUGCCCUGCAGGCAAGGUUGAAAGUAGCUGCGCACGAAGCUGAGGAAGAAUCUGAUGAUAUUGCUGAAGAUUUCUUGGAGGGAAAAACUGAAAUAGAUGAUUUUCUCAGUAGCUUCAUGGAAAAGAGAACAAUUUGCCACUGUAGAAGAGCCAAGGAAGAGAAACUUCAACAGGUGAUAGCAAUGCACAGCCAAUUUCAUGCUCCACUAUAGAUUUUCCAGGUAUUCCUGAAAACAUGAACUGCCAAGAGAGGAAUGGGACACAAAACUAAGCACAUUUAUAUUUAUGAUUUGCAAAUUGGCAUUUUGUCACAGUGGCUGAAUUCAUAGGUGUACUAUACAGAUUGUAUACAGAUCUGAGACUGAAUUUGUACAGAUUACAAUGAUUGCUAUGAUCUUGGCUUUGAGAAAUUUUUCUGCACUGUUUGCACUGUGUUUAUUUAUUGUUGAUAAAUCUUAUUAUAUUUAAGUUCCACUGCUGUUCCUCUCUUAUUAUUGAUUAAAUACCUAUGCAUGUAA
Messenger RNA from Diceros bicornis minor, 1729 nucleotides. RefSeq names its product VPS37A subunit of ESCRT-I (gene VPS37A). NCBI's taxonomy places the organism in Eukaryota, Metazoa, Chordata, Mammalia, Perissodactyla, Rhinocerotidae. Gene Ontology annotation, cellular component: ESCRT I complex. The record is from RefSeq and is a predicted model, not a curated record. Gene Ontology annotation, biological process: ubiquitin-dependent protein catabolic process via the multivesicular body sorting pathway; protein targeting to vacuole; protein targeting to membrane. The coding region runs from base 227 to 1423 and encodes 398 amino acids. The transcript has 12 exons.